AUGGCCAGUAGCGCCACCGUUGAGCCAAUCUCAAUGGUGGCUAGUACAAGCUGGUACGGUGAUGACGGACAAUGGGGAACAGUAUAUAUCGCUGUAGGCGACAGCCCCCAGGUUUUCGCCGUUCUUCCCAAUACCGCCGGAGUCGAUAUUCUCGCUGUCAAUUACGAGGGCGGAUGCGUGAAUGUCUCGUCUACAAUCUGCUCAUCUUCACGCGGAGGCGUCUUUAUGCCCAGCAAUUCGACCACCUGGGUAUCCGACAUUACUCGAGAAGCAACCUACAAUGGCGUCGGAGUUGAUGGCCUUAAUGCAACCUAUGGAACCGAUUACAUUACCUUUAACUUGGACCCGGAGAAUGAUCCAGACAAUUCCAGAGCGGCGUCUAGCAAUGUACCUUCUGCAGUAGGCACAUUCAACAGCACUGAUAAUUGGAUUGGCUACAUCGGUCUUAGUGUAUACAGAUCCGACACGAACGUUUGGGAUUUACCCACCUUUAUGGAGAGUAUUUGGGAUAAUCGUUCUGCCGCCCCAAGCUGUUCCUACGGAUAUACCGCGGGCGCUUACUACCGGCUGAAAGGAGCCCCGGCCUCGCUCACCAUAGGCGGUGUCGAUGAACUUCGAUAUGAGCCAAAUAACGUUAGUUUCAACCUCUCGUAUCAGGGACUCCCCGUUGCCUUGCUGUCCUCGAUCGAAGUGCUUUCUGUGGACGCGGACGAUGAUUCUACAACGCUUAUUGAAACUCUCAUUGAUUCAUACUUCACUCUCGACUCUUCUACCUCUUACAUUUGGUUACCCGAAUAUACAUGUGAUAUGUUUAGUCAAGCGCUAAACCUCACCUAUAAUGAAACCCUUGAGCUGUAUACAUAUCCCACUGGAGGCUAUGAAGACCUUUCCUCCUCCAAUAUCUCAUUCACAUUUACCCUCAGCGGCACUUCGGACUAUUCGACUAGCGUCAGCAUCACCCUUCCGUUCUCCGCAUUUGAUCACAACAUCAGCUAUCCAUAUCCAAACUUCAACCCCAACGAGACCACUUCGGCGACUUUGCCUUAUUUUCCCAUUAAGCGGGCUCCAAAUAGCAACGAGUAUCGCAUAGGGCGUGUCUUUUUCCAAGAAGCUUAUCUCGUUGUUGACUAUGAACGCCAAAACUUUUCGGUCUAUCAGGCUUCUUUCAACUCCUCCAUUAUGACCAAUACCAACAUCGUUAGCAUUGACCCUCCGCUCAACAGCGUAUAUCCCGGAUGGAAUUCACAAAAGUUCUCACGAGGUACGAUAGCCGGCAUAGUAAUCGGCUCCGUGGCUGGCUUUGCUUUUAUUAUUUUCAUCAUCUGGUGGUUCUUUUUCCACCAAGGGUAUCAACUUAGUGUCAGCCGGCGGGGGCCAAAGCCAAAGGAUUCCAAGGAGGAGAUAUCUGUCAACCAAGACCGGAGCCUGGCGCCUCGACGCUGGAAAAACUGGAGGUACAAAGGCCGCGCUGAAUUGGGGGGUGACCAUGUACAACCAUCUGAAUUACCAGCAAUGGCCAUGAUUCACGAAUUACCAGGCUCCAUGCCUGGUACUACAGAUCAACCUAUGACUCCCGGACUUAAACAAAAUGUGCGGCGGAGCGCUAUUUCGGCGGCAGGGUCCAGCAUCGUCUCUUUUUCAUCAGCAGCACGCACAUCUGUAUCAUCUGACGGCAGUUUUGACGAAGAAGAAUUGGUUUCGCCACAGGCGAAUUCCCGGCCACCCUCUAUCGCCAAAAAUCAUUUCCUCACUGCCGACGAGGCAGCAGAAAACACACAUGCAAGUGAAACUGAAGCCAAUCAACGAACACGAACUUGGCCUGGUGAGAUUGUGGUUGGACCGUCGGCAUCAACUGAUACAUCGACGGAUAGCUCAGACUGUACAUCGGAAAGUUCAUUUUCUUCAUAA
This is a messenger RNA of Talaromyces rugulosus, 1908 nucleotides long. RefSeq lists its product as uncharacterized. The transcript has 4 exons. The record is from RefSeq and is a predicted model, not a curated record. NCBI's taxonomy places the organism in Eukaryota, Fungi, Ascomycota, Eurotiomycetes, Eurotiales, Trichocomaceae. The coding region runs from base 1 to 1908 and encodes 635 amino acids.